AUGGGCAUUGCCUCGUUUUUUCGGUGGGUUGUAGCACGCUACCCCAGGGCGCUGCAGGCGGCCGUUGAGGAGGCCCCCGUCACCGAUCAGGCGGCGCUCGAGAACGGGAACUACCUUGACGACAACGAUUAUCUUCACGUCGACGUCAGUCUACCUAAUCCUAACGGAGAGGAGUUCUCGAACCUGUACUUUGAUCUGAACGGCGUUGUCCAUAUGUGCACGCACCCCGAAGACCGCCCGCCUCCGGCAACGGAGGAGGACAUGUUUCAGGACGUCUUUCGGUAUAUGGACCGCAUUGUUGCGCUAGUUCGACCUCGUCGUCUCAUCUACAUCGCUAUUGACGGCGUUGCGCCGCGGGCGAAAAUCAACCAGCAGCGCACGCGGAGGUUUCGGGCCGCCAAGGAAGCCCGUGAGAAAACGGAGGAAGAGGAGAAGCUGCGCGCACUUUGGCGAGAGCAGGGCCUUCGCGUGCCGCCGAAGCCGAAGAAACCCUUCGAUAGCAAUGUCAUCACACCUGGAACGCUGUUCAUGGAGCGACUCGCUGUUGCGCUCCGGCGCUACAUCCGUGAACGGAUUCGCUCUUGUCCCGCCUGGCGUUCACUGGUCGUUAUCUUAAGCGACGCCAGUGUUCCCGGCGAAGGCGAGCACAAGAUAGCAGAGUUCAUCCGAACGCAACGAGCGCAACCGGGUUACGACCCGGAAACGCGCCACGUGCUCUACGGACUGGAUGCGGACCUUAUCAUGCUUGCGUUGGCAACGCAUGAGCCCCAUUUCUUCAUCCUGCGCGAGCGCAUAUACUUUGACUCGCGGGCCGACAAGGCUAUACAGGCUGUAAAGGCAAUGAACGCACAACAGACGCCAGCGGGCGAUCGUAUUGAUCACAAGACCGGGACGUCGGCUGGGCCUGGUCUUCCAUUGCCAGAGCGGCCCUUUGACUUUUUCCGUAUCGAUCGUUUACGAGAGUACCUGCAAGCCGAGUUUCGGGACGCACUGCAGCAUGACGCUGUGCGGCAACCUCGUGAGCCGCUUGACGUCGAAAUCGCUCUCGACGACUUCGUGUUUCUGUGCUUCUUCGUGGGCAACGAUUUCCUACCGCAUUUACCUUCGUUGGAGAUUCGUGAGGGUGCAAUCGACUUCCUCCUCGAGGUAUACAAGUAUAAGUUUCAGCGGAUUGGUCAUCUCACGGAUGGACACGGUGGCAUCCAUUUCGAUCGAGUUCGCGAGUUGCUUCGGGAUGUUGCGCAUGUAGAGGACAGCGUCUUUCGGGAGCGGGCUCGCGCCGCUGGCGAGCCCCCGACGCCGGUGUCACAGCAUGCUGCGGUCGUGUCGGGAGCUUCCACGGCAGCUGCGCGGACCCAUACGGUUCCGGAAGUGAGCGCCAAGAAAGAAAGCGUUUCCGCGUCUACCCUGAGCAUCAAGGCAGAUGCAGAGACACCGCCGUCUCCUGGUGUGCACGUAGACGAACUCGACGCAGGUGUCUCUGCGCCGCAUCGACAGAAGCGACAUGCGUCAGAACAACAUCAGAAACGAGCUGCAACAGAGGCCGAUCCUGGCCUGGGACUUGUACCUCUGCCCCGCAAACACGUUAAAGAGAACAGGGCAACUAGUUUGCGCGACUGGAAGCAGCUCGAGCAUCAUCGAUCGGAAGCGGCUGUCUCGAACGAAAUCGACAAGAUCGAAGCGGAGUCCUCGCGCAUCACUGCUGCUGGCGGGGAUGCCGAACAGGCACUACAAGCACAUUGCGAGCAGGUGCUCGCGUCCGUUGCAGCACCCGUUGAACCAUCUGCUCGAGACGAUGACAACGAUCACGAUGACGAUGGUGUUGAUGGGACUAGAACAGCAGCAGCUGCUGCAGCUGAAAGCACGGGAGACAGCAACAGAAAGCGCGCUGACGGUGUCCGAGGGAAACGACGACGAAUCGUCGAAGAGGACUCGGAGGAUGCAUCUCCGCUGGGGCACGGAACGCGCCAAACGAGCACCCUCUCGCCCUCUGCAAGCACUGACCAGUGCUUGGCGUGCCCAGAUGACGCAAACGCCACAGACACGAUUCGCACCGCACUCGGAGAUCAUAGCAAAACAAGCAAGAAGAGCGGCGAGGGUGUCGAUGCGAGCCUCGCGACGGGUCGGUUAGCAGCGGCGGAGGCGAACACUGCAGCAUCGCUGGAGACAGCGACACUGCCGGCUGCCGCCGAGAGGCAUCAGUCGGUAACCGAGGCGUCCACCGAGACGCUCAGCGUUCCCGAAACUUUUGGUGAAGCGCCCGAAUCGGACGAUACUGAUGAUGAUGAUAAUGAGGAUGAUGUUCUCGACGAGGUCCUCGAUCAUUACACCGACGCUGCAGGUCGACAAUUUGAACACAUCCUGCGCGAGCGUCUCAAACAGCGACAAACGCGACCACCAACGGAAGAGGAUCCUGUCCGAUUCCACUUGCCUGGUUGGAGGGAGCGCUACUAUCAGAGCAAAUUUCCGCAUUGGCCGCCGCUUGACACCGAGGCCGGAGCCCAGGCGCUGCAGCGUCUCUGUCGUGCUUAUUACGAAGGACUCUUGUGGGUAUAUCGUUAUUACUAUGCGGGAUGUCCCUCAUGGGGCUGGUUCUACCCCUAUCAUUAUGCACCACUCGCGAGCGAUCUCGCCCAAUGCUGCGUAGACCAGAAGGAUAUCGUGUUUGAGCGCGGUGCGCCGUUCACGCCCCUGGAGCAGCUCAUGGCAGUUUUGCCAGCAUCAAGCGGCGCCCAGUGCCUUCCGCGGAUUCUCUACGAACUCAUGAUCAAUCCGCAUUCUCCGAUUAUCGAGUAUUACCCGACAGAUUUUGCGAUCGAUUAUAACGGUAAGAGAUUCGCCUGGCAAGGGGUUGCGCUCCUGCCUUUUGUCGACGAGCAACGUCUCCGUCUGGCUAUACAGAGCGUUCUCCAGGACGGUAGGGCGGCGGAUCGUGAGCACGACCCCGACAAGCGGCGAAUGCUCGAACGAGCCGACCCCACCAGAGCGUUCGGUACGGCGAUACUGUUUGCGCAUCGAGACUCGGAACUUGGUCUGCACCUUGCCCGGGUCUGGACGGAUGCCACUUUGUCGCGUAUCGGACUCAAACUGAACCGCAGCGUUGGCAAUGGCGUCUUUGGACGGGUGCUACCUCUCAACGAGACACCAGUCGGGGAUCAGCAUCAGCACGAGGCACAGCGAUGCGCCAGUGACUGUACACCAGACGCAAACGAUGAACACCAGGAGCGCUCCGUUCUCCAAGGCAUUUGGACCAAUGCGAAGCAUCUACCUCACGUGCCACAGCUGUUGCCUGGUUCCAAACAACCGCCGUCGGUGCUAGGCGAUGCUGACUUGCAAGCGCUUUUCGCGGGCCGUGCUGGUUGGAAAUGUGCUCGUUUUGGGGUUCUGGGACAUGCCGCCGAAACGUGGCGCCGCAAGCGCCUUGCGGAAAGCGCGCAAACGCCAAAUGUUCCAAGCGUGGACACUGGUAUGCGCGCGGCGCUAUCUGGUACCUGGUCCAGCGCUUGGCCCCCAGUGCCGGAGAACGGCACGACGAUGACGUGGCCUUGGUCGACAGGCGCGUUUCCGCAGGCAUCGGCAUCGAGCUCUUCAGGUGCGGAGACUGCGUCCAUGCAGUGGUGGCAGCAGCAGCAGCAGCAGCAGCAGCACGCCAUGCCGGCGUUUGGCGCGGCUGCAAGCGCCUUGAUGCCCCAGUAUAAUCCGUCGGGUUUCAUGCCUUCGUACACGGCGGCGAUGAACGGAACCAUUGCAUCUGGAUCUGCAGGAUAUCCAGCAAGUCAGGAUGCGAUCCUGGCUGCCUACUACGGAUACGGAAAUCCAUGGAUGCCUCUGGAUACGAGGACAACAACUACAAGCAACCAGGCAAUGUCAUCCGGAUCUGUUCUACCGCUGGGCUACGGAGCGACUGUUCCAACGUACAGCGGCUGGGGCGCACCCCAUGCACUGGGCGGUAUCCAGGGCUCGCUGCACCAGGCGCCAUACGCCUCCGCUUGGCAACCAGCGGUGGAGACGCAGACGGCUACGACGCGACGAUCCCGUCCAAGACGUGGAAGGAGGCCCUCAACGAACAACGGAGGCCGGCAAGCUCCCUGA
This is a messenger RNA of Cyanidioschyzon merolae strain 10D, 4092 nucleotides long. Its product is annotated as 5'->3' exoribonuclease. Gene Ontology annotation, biological process: nuclear-transcribed mRNA catabolic process. Gene Ontology annotation, cellular component: nucleus. The record is from RefSeq and is a predicted model, not a curated record. Bases 1 to 4092 code for a protein of 1363 amino acids. Gene Ontology annotation, molecular function: RNA binding; 5'-3' RNA exonuclease activity. The transcript has a single exon. NCBI's taxonomy places the organism in Eukaryota, Rhodophyta, Bangiophyceae, Cyanidiales, Cyanidiaceae.